AAGUGUAGGUAGUUAUGUCAACUUCGGAUAAACAAAACGAGAUGUGAGGCUUAUUAAAUUUUCACUUCGUUCGCGUGAACUCGUUUGGUUAUUGUUUUUACCAUGAAGUCUACUAAAAAUAUUGGAAUGGGCUCUCUAUGGGGAGAACUACCAGCAAGGGAGACUCUCAAGCAAGAAGUGAUAACUCCAGACAUUAUAGAAAAUGUUUGGAGACAAGUUAUGGAGGAAUCAAUUAGCCCUGACACUGAUCUUCUAAUGGAUAAACAAUCCGAUCAUAUACAUUUUAGAAGUACAUUUAAAGGUGCUUCUACCGUACAUUACCUGACAACAGAAACUGCACGUUGCAUAUUGAGACGUACGGUUAUUAUUCUUUUAGCUCAUAUCGGAUUUGAAAAAUCUUCGGAUAUAGCUAUAGAAACACUUACGGACAUCGCGGACCAUUUUCUAAGGAGGAUAGCGUUGCUAAUGAAAGGAGCGUAUGAACAAAAGAAUCACGGUUUUCCAGACAUAGUAGAAAGGGUGCUGCUGGAAACUGGCGUGGGCGGUAUAGCCACUCUGCAUGACUACUAUCAAGAAUACGUAUUAAAAUUUGAGGAGAACAUGAAGCGGAAGGUUGAAACGAUGAUGGAAAAACAGAGGAUGGUUUUAGAUGAAGCGGCUAACAAAUUGCAAUUUGAGGAACUCGAUGAAUUUGGUAAUGUCUAUCAAGAAGUGCCGACGCUUCAACUGUUAGAUCCUGAAAUGGGCUUCCCACCAAGUCUCGAUGCUGGCUUUCAAAUGCUCUAUAGUCUCGAGCAAGAUGAAUUGAACAAUUUGGAAGUAGAGGAGGAAGAAGUUAAUGUGAGUGAUUCACCUAGUACUGGGCAACGACUUGAUACAUCAAGUGAUAAGAAGAAAUCUUGAUACAUUUGAUAAUCGUUCUAGAUUU
Molecule: messenger RNA, 928 nt
Organism: Ceratina calcarata
Lineage: Eukaryota; Metazoa; Arthropoda; Insecta; Hymenoptera; Apidae
Product: STAGA complex 65 subunit gamma
Exons: 6
Coding region: 103-903 (266 amino acids)
Cellular component (GO): SAGA complex
Molecular function (GO): protein heterodimerization activity; transcription coactivator activity
Source: RefSeq, a predicted model, not a curated record